AUGUCCGUGCCACCUUCGCGGGCACACUCCGAGGUUUUCUCGGCGAGCCAAUACGGAGGUGUGACCACAGUACCCGCUCCACGACCCCGUGCCUACAUCAACUAUUUCAUAUUUCCAUCUGCAGUCCUUCACGUCGUCGGAAUUGCAUGUCUCGCUGCUCUUUGGUACUACUUGAGGUUCACCAGUGUUUUCCCAUACCAUCACCGUGUGUUCUACUGUCGUGAUGUUCACCUCUACAAGCCAAACUUUGUACCAGAAGACUUCAAUGUAUACGUUUCCUAUCCCUUACUCUACACUCUUGCAUUCACAAUCCCACCACUUGUCAUCCUGAUUGGAGAAGUUAUGUUCUGGCUAUUCAGUACGAAGCCAAGGAAGAUUGUCUACGCCAACUGUGGAGAAUGUCCAGUUCAUCUUUUCACCAGAAGACUUUUCCGUUUCGUCAUUAUCUAUUUGGCCGGUCUUUUGAUCGUUCAGAUUUUCGUUGACACUAUCAAGCUGAUGACUGGAUACCAGAGACCGUACUUCUUGUCACUCUGCAAUGUUUCUAUCACUGCCUGCACAGCUCCAUUGGAACACUCUCCAUCUCCAUCUCCUCAUCUUGCUUGCAACUACAGAGGUGCCGAUGAACUCCGUUACGCAUGGCUCACAUUCCCAUCUCUUCACGCCGUCGUCUCAUCAUACGCUGCUUGUUUUGCAUCUCUCUACAUCUACUACAUGAUCAACCUGCGUGGUGCUCCACUUCUUCGUCCACUUCUUAUUUUCGGUUUCAUCGGACUCUGCAUUGUCGACUCGUUCUCACGUAUCAAUGGAUACAAAAAUCAUUGGCGUGAUAUCUGGGUUGCGUGGGUUAUUGGAGUUUUCAUGGCUUGGUUUUUGUGUUAUUGUGUUCUCUGCUUCCAAGAAGUCUAUCACAUAACCGUCGAACGUACUCCAAUUGUGCAAGAAGAACGAGUGUCUCCCUUCUUCAGUUGGUUCAGAUUGCCACGUGUUCAGGCUCCAUCAGUAAAGGAAGAAUAUGAAGUAUACGAAGAAGAUGUGGUGAGAGCUGACGGCACAAUGCCACGUCAUCGUCGUAACCGGGAUCGUCAGUACGAGGUGACGACAACAACAGAAUCCUUCCAUCGAACAAUCAGCCCACCACAACAAACUCAACAGAAUGGUGGAUAUCAGUACUAG
Messenger RNA from Caenorhabditis remanei, 1176 nucleotides. RefSeq lists its product as uncharacterized. The transcript has 8 exons. The record is from RefSeq and is a predicted model, not a curated record. Gene Ontology annotation, biological process: phospholipid dephosphorylation; phospholipid metabolic process; signal transduction. The coding region runs from base 1 to 1176 and encodes 391 amino acids. Lineage: Eukaryota; Metazoa; Nematoda; Chromadorea; Rhabditida; Rhabditidae. Gene Ontology annotation, molecular function: phosphatidate phosphatase activity.